Molecule: messenger RNA, 447 nt
Organism: Prunus armeniaca (apricot)
Lineage: Eukaryota; Viridiplantae; Streptophyta; Magnoliopsida; Rosales; Rosaceae
Source: the annotation of a GenBank genome assembly
AUGGCACAUAAAAUUAAGAUCAUAAAUGCAUCCUUGGUGAACCUGGAGAAUAGAGCAUCUGUUAUUGGAUUAGUUGCAAAAAAUGUUAUGGCUACAACGCAGUACGUCCCUCGUGGAAUUGUAGGGGACAGAGAAACCAACUCAUUCUUAGAUAAAGAUGAAAACAUCGUUGGAAGGAAGGAGGUUGUGUCAAGUAUAAUUACAACCUUGAUCAACUCCAAAAAUCUAGAAAAUGUUUCGAUUAUGGCCAUUGUUGGAAUGCCAGGCCUAGGAAAGACAACUUUGGCUAAGUCAGUUUACAAUGAAUAUGAGAAUAGACACUUUGAUAAGAAAAUAUGGGUGUGCGUAUCUGACACUUUUGACGUACAUUCUAUAUUGAGUCGAAUGCUAGAAUCCCUUAACCCAACAAGGGUUGGGAUCACAAGUCAGGAUGCACUGCUUAAGUGA